AUGGGUCGCUGUCAGGAGCUCAGUGAAUUCAAGCGUGGUACCGUGAUAGGUUGGCACCUAUGCAAUAAGUCCAUCCUUGACAUUUCCUUACUACUAACUAUUCCACGCUCAACUGUUAGUGGUAUUAUCAGAAAGUGGAAGCAACUGGGAACAACAGUAUCUCAGGCACAAAGUGGUAGGCCAUGUAAAAUGACAGAGCGGGUCAGCGCAUGCUGAAGCGCACAGUGCGCAGAAGGAACUCUUAAGGCGUCAGCAUACCAAACCAUUUUGGACAAUUUCAUGCUCCCAACAUUAUGGGAACAGUUUGGGGAUGACCCUUUC
This is a messenger RNA of Staurois parvus, 321 nucleotides long. The record is from the annotation of a GenBank genome assembly. Lineage: Eukaryota; Metazoa; Chordata; Amphibia; Anura; Ranidae.